AUGAGACGCUCGUGGACGCUCGUCGCAGCGAUAGCCCUGGCUGCAUCGGGGCUGGUAAGUGGCGGUUUCCACGAGAAGAGGCUGCUGAACGACCUGCUGGACUCGUACAACGUGCUGGAGCGGCCGGUGGGCAACGAGUCCGAAGCCCUCGUGCUGAACUUUGGCCUCACGCUCAUGCAAAUAAUCGACGUCGACGAGAAGAACCAGUUGCUCAUCACGAAUCUCUGGCUGAAACUGGAAUGGAACGAUGUAAACAUGAGAUGGAACGUUUCGGACUAUGGAGGUGUACGAGACCUCAGAAUACCGCCGAGUCGGUUAUGGAAACCCGACGUUCUUAUGUAUAACAGCGCCGACGAGGGCUUCGACGGCACUUACCCGACGAACGUUGUCGUAAAGAACAAUGGGACCUGUAUGUACGUGCCGCCCGGUAUAUUCAAGAGUACUUGCAAGAUCGACAUUACCUGGUUUCCCUUUGACGAUCAGCGCUGCGAGAUGAAAUUCGGUUCCUGGACGUACGACGGCUCUCAGUUGGAUCUGCAGCUGCAGGACGAGUCCGGAGGUGACAUCAGCAGUUUCAUCACUAACGGCGAGUGGCAUCUGUUGGGGGUACCCGGUAAGAGAAAUGAGAUCUACUACAACUGCUGCCCAGAACCGUAUGUAGACAUCACUUUUGUCGUCAUCAUCAGAAGACGCACACUCUACUACUUCUUCAACUUGAUCGUGCCGUGCGUCCUGAUUGCCAGCAUGGCCGUCCUCGGGUUCACCCUGCCGCCCGAUUCCGGCGAGAAACUCUCCCUCGGGGUAACCAUCCUCCUGUCCCUUACUGUGUUCCUGAAUAUGGUUGCCGAGACAAUGCCGGCGACAUCCGAUGCCGUGCCGCUUUUAGGGACGUAUUUCAAUUGUAUCAUGUUUAUGGUGGCCAGUAGUGUGGUCAGCACGAUCCUCAUCUUGAAUUAUCAUCAUCGGAAUGCUGACUCCCAUGAAAUGGGUCGAUGGGUUAAAUUAAUUUUCCUGUAUUGGCUACCUCGCAUUCUCGGUAUGUCAAGACCAGGACAGGAAGAACAAGACAAGGAAAUACAAAAGUCUCAGAAGCCAUCUCCUGUCACGGGUGCAAGCAAGUCGUACGGUGAUCUAGAGCUGCACCAGAGGAGUAGUAAGUCCCUCUUGGCAAACGUCCUGGACCUGGAUGACAACGCGCUGGCGUCUCACAACAAUUUGCUGAACAAUGUGUACAGCACACCCGGACCUCAUCACGCGCACGCGAUGGGUCACGGCCACAGUCACAUACACACGACGCCCCAUCAUCAUCAUAGCCACGCACCCACGACGCCGCACCAUCAGCAUGCGACGCCGCUGCCGCAUGCAUCGUAUCCCCAUCAGAUUUCGCAUACGCCGCAUCAUCAUCCACAUCCGCAAGACGCGCCAGCGCCGCAGGUCGAGACGAUACUCCAGAACGCGUGCUUUUGUGCUCGUUACGAGCUUGUGCUAAUCUUGAAGGAGAUUAAGAUGAUAACGAAUCAACUGAAGAGCGAGGAUGAAAACACGAAGAUCUCGAACGACUGGAAGUUCGCGGCGAUGGUGAUCGAUAGGAUGUGCCUAAUCAUUUUUACUCUGUUCACCAUCAUCGCUACCAUCACCGUCCUGCUGUCAGCGCCGCAUAUUAUCGUCACGUGAUUCAGAAAAGCCAGUCUGCCGCCGGUGGUUCCGGGGCCGACGAGGAUUGCGUGCCAGGCGCCGGCAUCGACGGACGCCGCACGCGACGCUCUAACCGAGCGUCCGCCCUUAACCGAUUUCCGCCAGAUCGGGUUAAAGGGUGCUCAUCUUCGGGUUCGCACGCCGCUUCGUUUCGGAGACCUGCGCGUUAGGAAGAAAGCAAUACGGGGAGUAACUUCGUUUCUUUAUGAUACACAUAAUAAUACCAGUAAAAAUAAAAAUAAUAACAUUACCGAUAAUGAGAAUAACGAUAAUAG
Molecule: messenger RNA, 1970 nt
Organism: Trachymyrmex cornetzi
Lineage: Eukaryota; Metazoa; Arthropoda; Insecta; Hymenoptera; Formicidae
Gene: nAChRa7
Product: nicotinic acetylcholine receptor alpha7 subunit
Exons: 12
Coding region: 1-1674 (557 amino acids)
Biological process (GO): monoatomic ion transmembrane transport
Cellular component (GO): postsynaptic membrane
Molecular function (GO): acetylcholine-gated monoatomic cation-selective channel activity; transmembrane signaling receptor activity
Source: RefSeq, a predicted model, not a curated record